Molecule: messenger RNA, 2813 nt
Organism: Exaiptasia diaphana
Lineage: Eukaryota; Metazoa; Cnidaria; Anthozoa; Actiniaria; Aiptasiidae
Exons: 5
Coding region: 181-2160 (659 amino acids)
Biological process (GO): regulation of apoptotic process
Molecular function (GO): protein binding
Source: RefSeq, a predicted model, not a curated record
GGGACGAACCCAACAAAGUUCAAAUGAUUUCAAUUUUAUUCGAUGAAUUACAUCAUGCAGUGUAAUUUUUAGUGUCAUCCUGUUUCAAGUUUCUAUACAAGAUAUCAUGCAUCAACUUUGAAGGACUUUCCAAUGGAAUCARCUCUGAAACAUGGUGAAUUCUUCUGAGUCAAUCCCAAUAUGGCUGCCGCGUCUAGCGAGACGUAUGUCUGUGAAGUACUAGAUCCGUUUGAAAUAUUAAUUGCGCAAAUUAUACAGGAACUUACAUCUGUAGACGUUAAAAUUGUAAAAACUGUAAUAUACGACAGAAUUCAUUCAAGGGAAUUAGAAAAGAUUGAUGUUAAUACGGCGUGUUCUGGAGCAACGUUGAUAGCACUCCUUCGCAAGUAUCGCCUGCUAUCUAGGAAUAACUUGGGGUUGUUGAAAGAUAUUCUUUAUGUACUAAAGUGUGAAGUUCUCUUGACUAAAGCUCAAGAUUUCGAAAAUUCUGAGAAGGCUGUAUUCGACGCAACGGAGGAGCAAGUGAAAAUGAUUCGCAAAGCUGGAACAUUUGUCGACCUCUACUUGGUCAUAUCCUGCAAGAAAGAAAAUCUUUCAGAUGGUAAAAUUAGAGAGUUAAAGGAUGCAAUUGAGCAAGGUGCUUUGAAAUCUUUAGCAAAUCCUUCUGACCAUUUUUCAACGCCUGACCAGCGCAGUGUUCCUGUUGUUUACCUUUACUCAAUUGAGAAUGAGUCGGACUUGGAUACAACAGUGGUGAUAUUUCAGUUUCCCAAGGACCAGAAGGAGAAAGUCAUCACAGACAAGCUGCAGAAGUGUGCCCUUGAAAAGGAUCAAUGGUUGAUUGACAAUGGAGUUGUCCAGUUGAAAGUGAAUGGCCAGUCGUCAAUCAAUUUAAAGGAAUCAUUGGAAUUUAAGAUGAAGGAUGAACUUGAAGAUAAUGUGUAUUUAGCAAGAAAACCAGAACUUCAAUACCAUACCAAAAAUGUUGUUGACAUCAUUCUGGUCGUGGAAAUGCCUCACUCCGUCAUACCACAUGCUUGCAAGGAAGUGAUGAAUAUGUGUCAGUCUGCUGUGACUGAUCUCUUAAAGACUAGUGACUUUGACGUAAACCUGUCAAUCAUUCAGUAUGGCAACCACACUGACUCAACGUCUAAACAUGUCCAUGUUGUGCAAGGUUUUUGCAAAGAAUUUGAUGUGAAAUCAAAGCUUAAAAGUUUUGGGCAGUGCGGAGCGAUGAAUGGUGGGAAUUCUGGCAUGGCAGAUGCAUUGUCUGAAGUGGUUAAACUUGCAAAAAGUAGUUCUGCGCGCCCGGAAGCAUCUAAACUCUGUAUUUUAAUAACCUUUCCUACAAAAACCAAGGAGUUGGUCCAUUAUAAAAGUCACAGCGGUAAUGAUGUCUUUGAAGUGACCAACGAUCUGACAAAAUGUCAAAUUCCACUCUAUAUCAUUGGCGCUGAUGAUAAAGCAACAAAAACCGAUCCAAUCACUUUUGAAACCGAAGAGCUGUUCUUGUCAGGAAUUGCCCAUAUUGGUGGCGGUCGGUAUUUUAGAAUUUCAAAUGAAAGUUUGCUGUCAUAUCAGAACAAGAUUAUUGGUGAUGUCGUAAAGCACGAUAUGUCCAUUGAAAACGAAGAAGAAACUGUUGGUGAGCUCGUGAAGGAUGCCCUAAACCGCCAUUUUGGGGACACGAACGAGAAUCAGCUCGCCGAAGAUGUCCUCGGAAAUCCUAGGUUCAAUUCGUCCAUGUUCGUACAACUACUGCAAAAUGGUCGAUCUUUAGAGCCGAUAGACCAAGUCGCCAAACGAAUCGCUUUGUCCGAUGAUCUUGAUGAUGCAAUCGAAACAUUGGAGGGCAUCAAAAAGAAGAAAAGAGAGCAAGCUGUUGGAAAUACAAGAGGUUCCGCAGUGGCCCGAAUGCUGCUGAAGUUCCCUGCGAUAGAAGAUGAACCUUGUGGCUCCAAGAGUAUACAUGACGUGAAAACGUCCACGCGAGGUCUCAACCUUAGCUCUCACGAAAAGCUAGAUGUUGGAAAACUUGCCAAAGAUGUGCAGGAUAAAGUAGUAUUGGUAAAAAGCAAUCGCACUGCUGAUUUAGAGAUGGCUACGCGAAUGGUAAGGCGCCAUUUGUAUAGGAUGGCUUACUACAAGAAAAAACCUUGAACACUUUCGACUAUUCAUGGAUUGCACCGGCAUUGCAUUUAUGGCUCAAUGAAAAUUUGGUAGCGACUUUAGAAUAUCCUGUUUCUAACUCAAUAGAAAUUUUUAUUUAGGCUCUAUCUUUCCAAUUAAAUAGAAUUUUAAUGACAUUCAUAAAGACGGGGUAUUCAAGUUGAAACUUAACUUUAAUUCGAACUAUUUUGAUGUUGGUAAUGACGUUCCGUCGAAGUACGAUGCUGCAGCAUUGCCGGACCGAAAUGCAGUAUGGUAUUGGAAAAAGUACAAAUAAGGUCAUGGCAUGUUGCUGGUUUUUGUUCGUUUUUUUUCUGCUCUUUCGGGUUGUUUUUCGAAAAUAAAGUAUUUAGCUAUUUCCCAGACAGGCCUCUCAACUUGACGUACAAUAAAGUGCGUCAUUCAAUGCUCUUCUAAAGGCCGUCGACACAACCAUCACAUGCGAUCUGCGUAAGUCAUCCUUACAACAUGGCUACAACUGCCGUGGUGCUAUUACAGUGAAAAGACAUGAAGUGCGCUCCCUCAAAACGCCAUUCAAUUCAUUCUUCGAUUCUUGGUCGAUUCAACAUUACAUUAUUGAAAUCAAAUUUGAAUUCAAACUUCGAAAUUUGAUUGGAUUAUUGAUCGGAUUUUCAUAAAGCCUU